Molecule: messenger RNA, 1759 nt
Organism: Anguilla anguilla (European eel)
Lineage: Eukaryota; Metazoa; Chordata; Actinopteri; Anguilliformes; Anguillidae
Gene: nkap
Product: NFKB activating protein
Exons: 8
Coding region: 113-1255 (380 amino acids)
Biological process (GO): regulation of gene expression
Cellular component (GO): nucleus
Molecular function (GO): chromatin binding
Source: RefSeq, a predicted model, not a curated record
AAAAGAUCGAGUCGCUAAUUUGCCACGACGGAUUGUAUGUGCCUAAAGUGUCUGCGUUCUUCAUCCAGCAGUAGCUAAGUUAGCUAGCUACAUAACUAAACAAACACAAAUCAUGCCUUCCGUCGAUCGGUCAAUGAGUCGGAGCCCCGAGCCUAGACAUGUCCACAGACGAAGUGGUCGAUCCCGGAGUCGUGACUUGAGUCCAGCGGACCGACCAAACAAAAAACACGAUGGAAGUUCCAUCAACGAUCGACUUCUGCGAUUAUGCGAUUCCAAGGCGGGACAAGGCACUGGUGUUUAUAGGAGGAAUAACCAGAGUCGUUCUAGGUCCAGAUCCAGGUCCAGGGAUAGAGCAACCAGCACGAGCCGAAGGAAUGAGAGACACGGCCAUGCAUCUCGUUUUGCGCAAUAUGACAGACAGGAUAAUUCCUACUGGCAUGCGAGAGAAGAUCCCUUUAUGGCCAGACGGCUACAAGAACGAGAGAAAAUUGGGGAAUUGGGCUCACCUGAAGUGUGGAGCUAUUCGCCAAGAGUAAGAGAUCCAGAUUCUGAUGAGCAUACCCCUGUGGAGGAAGAUGUGAAUAAAGGCAAAUCAAGUUCAAGUUCUGAAGAAGAAAAGAAGAAGAAACACAAGAAGAAAAAACGUAAGAAGAAGCACAGAAAGCAUUCAGAGGACAGUGAAUCUGACAGCGACUCUGAGGAGGAAGAAGUUAAGAAGAAGGAAAAGAAGAAGAAGAAAAAAAAGAAGAAGUCAAAGAAGAAGAAGAGCAAGAAGAACCGUAAACAGUCCAGUGAUUCAAGCAGUGACCAAAGUGAGCAGGAGGAGGACCCAAGUGGAGAGCUGUGGGUAGAGAGAGUGUGUGAUGGUCCACAGAUUGUGGGCCCCGAGGUUCCCCUCACCCAUCUGUCCCAGGAAGGCAGGCUUACAGAUUUUGGACAUGCACUGUUGCCAGGUGAAGGUGCAGCCAUGGCUGAGUAUGUGAAAGCUGGCAAACGUAUCCCUAGAAGAGGUGAAAUUGGGCUGACCAGCGAUGAGAUUGCUGACUUUGAGAAGUCUGGCUUUGUGAUGAGUGGUAGCAGGCACCGGCGCAUGGAGGCUGUGCGUCUGAGGAAGGAAAACCAGAUCUAUAGUGCAGACGAGAAGAGAGCGUUGGCGUCUUUUAAUCUGGAGGAGCGCAGGAAGAGGGAGACCAAGAUCCUGUCCAGUUUCCGUGAGAUGGUGUACAGGAAAACUAAAGGCGGUGACAAGCCAUAGACCAUACAACCCAACUUUAAAUAUUAAAUAUGUGAAUUUGGGAUUCAAGGUUUUGACAAAAAUAUUUUUUGGACAUGGAAUAUAUGUUUUUUAAGCUUUGUUCAUGUUAUGAAAUUUCUGAAGUAUCUUGAUACUUUUGUAAACUUUUUUUGUGAACUAAGGUGUUAGGUUUGUAUUACAUUUGUAAUUUUAAUGACAAUAAUCCAAUUCUAAACUUGGUAAAUGAGGUCAAAUUAAAAUUGUGUAAACUGCUUAAGCUAUUUCAAAAUCGCAUGGAGACCAUUGUAUAUAAUUCUGCUUAUUAAAAUGAUUAAAAGCAAGCUUCUGUAAUUAUCACUUUGCACCAAUGGGCUGUUUGAACACAUCUCAGUAUUGUUCCUUUAUUUUGAAGAACAUUCAGGCUUUUAAGUGUUUUAGUCUUCAGUAGUGUUAAAAUUGGCACACGCCGAGCUCUGUAUCUGUAGUUUUUUCAAAAAUAAAUUUUCCAAAUGAGUUCUAAAAAUA